Molecule: messenger RNA, 8274 nt
Organism: Colius striatus (speckled mousebird)
Lineage: Eukaryota; Metazoa; Chordata; Aves; Coliiformes; Coliidae
Gene: ENDOD1
Product: endonuclease domain containing 1
Exons: 2
Coding region: 264-1691 (475 amino acids)
Molecular function (GO): nucleic acid binding; metal ion binding; hydrolase activity
Source: RefSeq, a predicted model, not a curated record
CGCUGCCGCUGGCGUGGCGGGGCUGUCCCGCGUCGCCUCCGAGGGCAGCCGCCGCCGCCGGCGCUCGCUCGCCCCAGCGCAGCCCGCGGCAAGCGCCGGCUCCCCGGAGGGAUCGGCUGCGGUUUCGUGUUUCAUUUCCCUCACACGCUACACCCAGAUUCCAGACGCGCUCGGCCCGCGCCGCUGCAUGGGCUCAGGGCGCAGGUCGUGUGCCGUACCCAGCGCAGGCGGACGCGGCUCGCCGCGGCUCCCGGCAUCGCACCAUGAAGACGUCGGCGGUGUUUUUGCUUUGCCUCGCGGUUUUCCCAGGCUUUUCCCGGGGCAGAGUGGUUGGCGAGGAUGAAGCUGGGUUUGCCGAGUGUAACGUGUUCUUCCCGGGACAAGUCCCACCCGAAGGAUUUACGGAGCCGUUCCACGUGAAAAUCUGUCAGCAGUACAACAAGGAGCCCCGCUUUGCGACCCUCUACAGCACUAAGGACAAAACCCCUCUUUAUUCAGCUUUCAAGUAUACAAAGGCGGCCCAAACCGAGGAGGAGGACUGGCUGGUUGAACCACAGAUAGAUGAUCCAGAAAAUGACCUGCCCGAGAUGGUGCGUGAAGCCGACAUCGUCGGCACCGUGGCCAACCUUGGCACCAAUCAAGCCCUGGCCUCGGACUACGUGGGCUCCGGGUAUGAGAGGGGGCUGCUCAAUCCCAGUGGGCUCCACGGGGAGGAGUUCCAGGUGGCCACUUACACUCUGACGAACGCCGUCCCUCUGAGCCCAUCCCUGAGCAAGAGCUGGCACAGAGACAUCGGGAGGGUGGUGGAGCAAGCCCUGGCCCCUCAGUGCUCCCAGAAGGACCAUCUGUACCUCCUGGCAGGCGCCAUUCCUUCCAGCGUGCGAGCGAAUGGCAAGGUGUCGGUACCAGAGGCCCUCUGGCUGGCAGCUUGCUGUGAUGCUCCCCAGGGAUGGUCCCUGGCACUGCUCAGAAACACAAACGAGGAGAACAGCUUGGCAGACCUCACAGUGGGAGAGCUGGAGAAGCAGCUUCCAGCAGGAGUUCGCUUAUUCAAGGGUAGCUGUGGGGAAGGCAACCAAGCCCAGGAGAAAACAGAAGCGAUACUACAAGCCGUCAGUCAGAUCCGCUCUGGAGGGCAAGUGGGAACAAGUGAGGACCAGGAGGCCAAAGAGAGCGGCUUGGUGAGAAAGGUGGCUGGCAUCAUUGCUGCCCCUUUCAUCAAGCUGCUGGAACUCCUCAUCUACCUGUUUGUGGAGCUGGUGAAGUUUGUGUUUUCUUUCCUGUGGCUGGUUAUCAAGCGGGUUGGUGGCACUCUUCUGAAUGGAGUCUGCAGCUUCUGCAACGGGCUGGUGUCCUACCUGAAAGCCAUCAGCAUGGUGCUCAUCAGCAUCCCCUAUGACUUGGGCAGGGUCAUCGUCAACAUCUUCCUGGGCUUCCUGCAAAUUGUCCAAGACGUGGUGUCCCUCACCUACAGGAUCCUGCGCAUCCCGCUGGGCUUUGUCCUUCACCUCGCCGCCUUCCCUUACCACUCCCUCUGUGCCAUUCCCUCCGUCCUCAGAGACGUGGCCGCUGGCAUCGGGGGCACCUUCUCGCUGGUGGUCGAUGCCACAGCCGCAGUCCUGCAUGGCUUUUGUUACCUGGCCGGCCACAUCGUCAAACGGUUUGUCCCCAAGGGCUCCUCUGAUGACUGAUGGGCUGGAGACUGAGGCUGCAGACACACGGAGCCAGGGCCCAGCGGGGCAGCGCUUACCGUGUGUGGCCACACACUGUACAUUUGGUUCUGGUAUUUAUUGUAGUGACAUGAAUAACAAUGAACUGACUGGGCAGUAACAGGGAGGGCUGAGGGAACAUCACUGGGGCCGUCACCAUUGUCACUCAGUCCCGUCUGUUGUAAAGUGUUUGGGUUUUCUCCGUGAGGGCCACAAGGUUUCUGUGAUUUGCAGAUGCCAAGGUGCUUCCUCUGGGAGACACACACUAAACGUGGUACGAGGUUCUUUCUUUCUGGCUGGGAUAACACUGGGACCUCUGCAGAAGCCCAUCCCUGCCAGGAGGAGGCAGUGGGCAGAGGAGGGUUGGAGUUACAUAGGGUUUUCUGGGACCUGGAGAACGGAGAAGGAGGCGAAGGUGCAAGGAUUUGAGGCUUGGAAACAUCAGGGAGCAGGGUCCCACUGGUGGAGGGAAUGCUGAUGGGUGUAUCUCAUGGUCCUCAGGCCUUUACAGGCAGCUGAAAUCCUGUGGAUCUUACUGUGAGGAAAGACCUGCUCCCUGUCCUUUCUCAUGGUGGGAAAGCAUUUUCCCUUAGCUGUACCAAGGUCAUCUUCCCCCAGCCCUUCCUCACUCUCUGUGACUGACGAAGGUCUAAGCCCUGAAGCUUCAAGAUACGGUGUUCCCUGGAGGUCUGAGCCCCUGAAGGUCUCAGCCUUGAAGCCCUUCUGCCUGCUCCGAAGCCCAACAGCACCUGGGAGUCAGCUUUUGGCUUUGAAUCAGCUGCCGGCCUGCCCUGCCUCCCUUGAGAGCUGGCAGGUCCCCAGGCAUGCAGUGGUAUUUAUGUGACUGAGAUCUCCACGAGAAGAUGCCCAGGCUGGUGAUGGGUAACACCACAGCUCUCCUCCUGAGCCUUGUGCUGAAAUCACAUCUUGCUGGGGGAAAAAAUGAGCCUCCUGGCUUUUCCUCUAAGGAAAACAGCUCUGCCCUUCCCACCACUCUGGGUUGGUAGCAGGGAUGUCCAUACAGAAAAGGGCACACGGGAGAAGAGAAGCUUGUGGAGCAUAGGGCAGUUUGCUGCUUUCAUGUGGGGUGACGUGGUAUGCCUGGAGGCAGGAUCAGAGCAGAGCAGGAGGCAGCCCCAGGCAGGGCAGCAGGGUCCCCUUGGUGCUGGGCUGGGCUGCGUCAGGCCCAAGGGACACAAGGAGCAUUGUCCUGCAGUUGGAAGGCAAAAGGGAACUGGAUACUGUUGGUAAAUUGCACGUGGAGGUGCCAGGAGCACUCGUGGAAGAGACCUCUGCCACCCACGAGAGGAGGAGAGGUGUGUGCGGCUGCUGUGGCUGCAGGAACCAGCAUGGCCGAGCCCACCCUGAGCCCUGGCAGCAAAGCCUUUUGCUGGGCAUUUCCCCUCCCACCUGGCAAGCCCAUCCAUGAGCAGAUAGGUUUGUGCUGGAGGGGGACCCAACCCCUCUCGUGCACGGCGUGUCCUCUGCUGGCUCUGCACCCCUUCUCCGUGUGAGUGUGACGCUGGAGCCAGGGUACCUGGGGGCUCUGAGGGGCCUGUCGGGGUUUGCAGCUGGCCAAGGGCACAGGAACACCCCCACAGAGGCUGCCCUCCCUGGGCUUGGCUCAGCGAGGGGCUGCUGCUGUCUGCAGGAGGGAGGCUCUAGGUCUCCCAGCAUUUGCUCUGGUUGGACUCCAGAGACAUUUGGGAGCCCGUAGAUCUUUCCCUUCAUGUCCUUCCCUCCAGCGCCAGGUUGAUUGUGCUCUGCUCUGCCAUAGGCUGCCAUGAGGAGCCUCAGGGGUGGACAAGCCCGUGCUAUGUGGGUGGCAGCCAGUCCUGGGCUGCAGGAAUCCUGAUUACUGAACAUGGCAGUUCAGAGCUGGGCUGCCAGGGGAUGGACUCAGAGGGUGAAGGAGAUUUGUCUGGGCCGUAGUGGUGACAGAAGGCUCUUUCCUUAGCUCAGGGACUGUGUUCAGCACAGCCAGCUGUGUUUGUGCACCUCCCAGACCAGCACACCCUGGCCAGGCCACAGCCCUUCAUCAGUGGUGCUGAUGGCAUUGUUGGGGGUGGUAAUGCUGGGGAUGAAAUGGGGAGGUGAUGAGAUGAGUGGGCAGAGAGGAUGACUCCUUCUCUCCACUCUUUGUGGGCUACAACUGAUUUGUGGGAAUGGAAAGGCUGCCUGCCAGCAGCACUGGCUUUGUUCAGAAGGAAAGGCAGCUCUUGUGUGCCAAUGUGAGUAUAGUUGAGGGAAGUCAGCAGUGUUUUACCAGUCCUUCCCUUUGCCUUGGAGCUGUUGGUUCAGGGAUUUGAAUGUCCAGUCUGUCUUGCAGCAGGCAGACAGCAGCCUGCAGACGCUUUCCACAGCCAACUCUGCAUACUCAAGCGUGCCUUCCCUGCUGCAGAGCCAGAUGUGGAGCUAAUUUCUUACUCCCUCACAAGACCAUCCCAACCCCAGGACUCCUCUUGGGCUAUAUGGCAGCCAUCAGGGCAGGAAAGCAGCCAGCUGAGGCCCCGGGAGAUGCCCAGGAGGGGUGGCAUGGGUGCCAGCCUGCAUGCCAGGGUCCGUCCUGCAGCCUCUGAAGGCACCUGUAGUGGCAGCAGCUCUCAAGUGCAGCCCAAGCACUGGGGAGGAGGUCGCUGCCCCCACAGCUGCCUGUCUCGUGCCUUCUGCCUGGCCGCCUCUGCCCCAGCCUGGCUGUGCAGUGCUUCGCGGGGCUCCUGCACCCAGAGCAGCUUCCCCAGCCCUUAACCCCACAUCCCCACAUCCCAGUGCCACCAGCAUCUCCUGUGCACCCCUCUGGUCGUGGGGCUGGGAGCCCUGAGCUGCGGAGAGGCACCUCCAGAGCUCUGCGUGGCCACAUCCUCGUGGCUGCCGGCCUCGCUAUGCCCACAGCCCUGCCACUGCCAGUGGACGCUCCCUGAAGUGUAAGGGGCUGCAGCACCGCAGCAUUCGGGCAGAUGUGGAACAGGAUUAUUGAAAUGGUCCCAUGGUGCCCAGAUUUCUAACACUAAGAAUUCCAAGAGGCACAGGGCGUUUUCCUUCUGUGCUGUGUGUGGGAGCAGGUGAGGGGAACCCUGCCUCCAACGCCGAGCAAUUAUCACAGAACAAGCAGCAUGCUGCCACAAACUAACUGUUGUUUGAGAUUAUUCUUACCUGGGCAUGAUUUAUGGCUUCUGAGCUUUACUCUAUCCUUGGAAACACAUGGCUUCAACAAAAUAAAAGUUACUUUUCCAGAGAGGAGCUGGUAUCAUGUUUCUGUCAUGGUUGGAAAUGAGGUGCUGCAGCCUGGGGUUCCCUGACUAACCAAGGAAGCACUAGCAGUACACUUGUUUUUUGUUACAGCUUCACAUCUGACAGCCCUUUUGUGCUUUUAAAACACCUUUCCUCUCUUAAGAAGAGACAAUUAAUUAAGCUGCAGAAUAGGAAGGUAAAGGCUGAGGGGCUGCAGACAGUGAAUUUAGCUCUGUGUUUGCCAGAAGAGAGAAGGAAAGGAGAUGUUUUAUUCUUGUGAGCUGCACCCAGGGUGCAGUAUGAUGGCUGGUUUUGAUACAGAAAAAUCACAUCCCAACAGGACGAUGUGCAGGGCACAUUGGAGCGGGCAGGGAGAAGCUCUCUUCUCUGUGAUGCUGCUCCCUUGACCACUUUGGUGAUGACUUCUUUAGGAGGAGAACAAACACUCUAAAAGUGGCCAGUUUCUUCCACUGACAGUGUGGAGAUCCUGGGGUGAGUAAACCAGACAUUGGCACCUACAUUUUGCAGGCUUCUCUCUUUGGGCAGGUGGGCCCCUCCAGCCCAGUCUGUGUUCCUCUGGGUCUGCAGGAACUGGUGAGGCACUGGCACAGGCUGCCCAGAGAAGCUGUGGCUGCUCCAUUCCUGGAAGCACUCAAGGUCAGGAUGGAUGGGGCCUUGAGCAGCCUGGUCUAGUGGAAGGUGUCCCAGCCUCGAGCAGGGCAUGCACUGCUUUGGCACAGGGGCCUGUGCAGCUGGAGGUGCCCUCAGCUCUGCCACGCUCACCCUGGGGCUGGGCACUGGCAGUGCAGAGCGACUCAGCCACCCCAGCAGCACGGCCUCACGGUUGCAGCCCUGGGCUGGGGUCCUGUGGUCACCCCUCUGCUGCCAUUGCGUGUUGCAGAGCUGUUCCCUGCUGCGUGGAGCCCCAUCAGCAGCUCUGUACCUCCCUCUAGCUGGGGAGCGGCCCGGGUUGGGCAGGGAGCCCAGCCGUGCCUGCUCACAGCUUAUUUCUCCAGCGUAGUCAGUGCCAGAGGAUGGAAUAGGUAUUGGAAAAGAAAUAGCAGCGUGACUCGUGCGUCUGGGAAGGAGUGACCGGGAGCAGGGAGCCAGGCUGUGCGUGUGAGCCAGGCUGCAGGCCUGCGGGGCUGGCACGGGGCCACUUCACUGCACAGCCCCAGCUGUAACGAAAGCACGGCCCCUCUGGGCACAGCCCCACAGCCUGGGGUCCUGCACCGGCUGCAGGCACAGCUCAGCUCCACCGCUGCCCUCCGUGGUUGCAGGGGACAGGCCUCACCUCACCGUGGGAUGUGGGGGACACCGUGUUCCAGCACACCUCCUCCUCCCCUCCCUUCCUGAUCUUGGGGUCCUCAUGGUCACUUUUCUCUCCUCCAACUCCUUCCACCACCUCCCAGAAAAGAAGGCAGAAUCCUUCUCUUCCAGCUUCUUAAAAAGUGAUUGUGGAGGUGCCCAGUUGGCUGAGCCCCAGAGGUGGGUCUGACUCGGCUGAGGAAAGUUUUGGGCAACUUCUUACAGCAGACACCAUUACAGCCCCUUCCCCCUUACCUCAAACAGCUCCACGCAAAUCUGUGACACAUGGUCUCCCAGGCUGUUGGACUUGAGCUUGGGAAUGGAUCUUACACUGGGUAACAUCUGCCAUUGAUUUCCACAGAGCUGGUGUUUCAGCCAAGCAGCAAGGCCUACAGACUUUCCAGUGGUGUUAGUGCUGCAGCUGGCUGGAAAACCUCCAAGGAAAUACAUCCUGUCAGAAUGGGGUGAUUUAUCAAGCAGGGUUCUUUUCAUGGCAAUUUGCUGUUUUUAAUGGAAAAAAAAAAUCAGGUCCAGGUUGGAACAAGGACCAGAAUCAUCCAAGAGCCACUCAGGGGCUGGGUUAGAGGAUUAGUGGGUCAUCAGGACCCACUUCUGCCUAAAGCCCAGCCUGGCACGGGAGCUGUGGCCCAGCUUAGCUUAUGUCUCAUUUUCUCCUAUUUGUAAGGGUGAAAAAAACCCUGUUUCCUUUCCAAAAAUACUGAAAUUGGGACAAUUUUCCUGGGAGGCAGAAGCCAUUUUCCACUGAGGCAGCAGCAAAGUUACCUGCAAAGCUGAAGCAGUGGCUUCAAAUGCCUGUGCAGCACCAUCUUUAUGAAUAACUCCAUGUUCAAAACUGAUGUAGCAUGGUGGAGAAUGGACAUUUGGAGUGGAUGUCACUGUGUGUUUACUGCUGUGAUACUGAGGGUUUUGCCAAACCUCUCGGUGUCUGCUGAUAGAAGACGGUUAUAGACCAAAGCCAGGAGCUGCAGCAGGCAAGCAAACGAUCUCUGAGGCUCAUCAUCCCACCAACAGCCAGUUAAGGAGGAAAGGUGAGCUCAGGUGGUGGCUAUCAUCAAGGACCAGGGAGCAGGUGCUCGGGCUCCAGCAAUGCAGGACAAUUUUGUUCAUCCCCAGGUCCCCUCAUGGCACAGAUCAUCCUCCCAAGCCCAGUCAGAGCGGGGUUUGGUGGGGUGGGAUGUAUCUGGGAACAUGGUACUUGCCCUUUACUUCUCUCAGGAGCACAUUCAAAGUCCCUCUCUUUCUCCAUCGGCCUUUCCAGCUGUGAGCAGAGGCGGGUGCUCAGCACUGAGCACCUUCCCACAGUGUGCCCUGCCAGCACUGCUGGGACUCCUGGGACAAAGCACUGAGGUUCUGGACCUUUGUGGGGGUGAGGAUUUGCACUUGGGUCUCUUCAUCAGAGCUGGUGAGGAUGCUUCCAGCUGAGCUGCCUCUGCUUUUAGCAAAAAUUGCUGUUUUCCUUUUCCAGCAGGAAAAAAACACCAAAGAAAACCCCUUAAAGCUAAUCACAAAUGCUUUCAGCUGAUCUUUCCAGUAUCCCCGUGCUGUAGUGCAGAUGUGUGCUGGAGCUGAAUCUUCUGGCAGCAGAACCCUGCCAGCCAGCAGGCUCAGAGCCAGGCAGAUGCCUCCCUCUGGUGAAGAGGCUCCGUCUCAGCUCUCUCCAUCUCCUCAGCUCUGCAGAGGAAGCCGAGAGAUCAGCGAGAUCAUUGAGGGAGGCAAAUUACAAGUCUGUGUUUAGACAGCGUUGCCUGCUCCUGGCAGCGCUUCUUCCCCUUCAGUGUGUCGUGAGAGGCACCAGACCACGAGGACACCAGGGGAGAGGCAAUCUGGGCUGAAGUGGUCCCCUCCUCUGUGGGGUCACACGCUGCAGCCACAGGCUGCUGGGGAACUCAUUCCUGGGCAAGUCAGCACUGAAUGUUGCAGGUCAUGACUGCUUUUGGCUGGAAUGACUUGUAUUUUUCCUUAGCCAGUUUUUGUUAACAUUAUGUUUCCUGGAUAUGUUGAUACU